Messenger RNA from Didymodactylos carnosus, 1461 nucleotides. NCBI's taxonomy places the organism in Eukaryota, Metazoa, Rotifera, Eurotatoria, Philodinida, Philodinidae. The record is from the annotation of a GenBank genome assembly.
AUGUCGCACGUUACUCAAGAAGCAUGUGGUGUCGAUGUAUUUCUAUGUUUUAAUCCAUGUUCAAAAGAUUGUGGCAUGAUUGCUCAGAUAUUAAAAGAGCAAUGUAGAAGACGACAAAUUGUGUAUUAUACAUCGGACGAUAUUAAUUUUGUUGAAAAUUAUUACGAAAAAUUAGCUUGUCAAGUAUUACGAUCAAAAUUAUUUAUACCGAUUAUUGAUGAAUAUUGGUACAGGUCUUAUUGGUGUUCGUGGAUGUUACUCUAUGCACUGGAGCAUCAAACUAAGUUUACAUUACCAAUAAUAGUACCCGUCAUUACUCUCUCAUUUGCUCGAUCAUCCGAGGUUUUAACAACACAAUUAAAAUCAACAUACAAAUCAACCAUAAUAUUAGAUCAGAAUGUUUCAAUUAAUGAAUCAUUAGAACAAUUAUUUAAAUUAAUUGAACAAACGGUUUAUGUAUCAGAAUGUUUUCAUCUUAAUUCUAAAAGACAAAGAUUUGUUGAUAACGAAAGACCAUUGACAGAUCAAGAAAGUGAAUUUAUAAAUGAGACAAGAAAAAAAGAAAUACUUCUACUAAGAGAUAUGUCUUCUCAACAAGAACGAACACAAUUAUAUGAGACAUAUAAACAACAUGUCGCUCUAUCCGUACCCUAUCAUCAAAUUCAAUCAUAUCUUUUAUCGGCUAUGUACGAUAAUUAUCAUUUAACAUGGAUAGAUGUUGUUACUAUAGAUGAUGAACAAUAUUUUACUUUUAUUUGGAAUGAUACUCGUUUAUAUAAAAAUAAAACAUAUUUAUUUUAUUAUGAUUUAAAUCCAGCCAUGUUAUCAGAAUUAGCAUCAAAAUUACUUGAAGAUAAUUAUGAAUUAAAAAUGUAUGAUGUCUAUGUUAGACGUACAGAUCCAGAUAUGUUUAAAUAUAUUUGUUUAUUUGUACGAAAUGUUCAUGUUGAAAAUGAAAAACAAAAAUCUUAUUUAGCAUUAGCUGUUAUUGAAAAUAAAUGGAAAUUUGUUUGUGAAAAUUUAAGUGAGACAACAGAUACUUCUACUUUAAUACCAAGAAUGAUACGGUCACAUAUUUUAUGUAGACAUUUGUAUUAUUCUGGCAUAUUUAAACGGCGUACAUCAAAAACAAAAUUACUCGAUAUUCAUAAUAUUGAUAAUAUGACUGAUAUUGAUUUGCUUCGAGAACAUUCUGAAGCAUUGAGUAAAAAUAUGAAAAUAGCUGAUUUAAAAGCAUAUCAUCUUUAUAAUGGUGAUUAUCGUUUUCAUGCAUUAUGGACAACAGAGAAAGAAGGUUCAUCAUUAUUAUUUCUCGGUUUAACGUAUGAUGAAUUAGUAGAAAAAUUAAAUAGUUUAUUAAAACAAAAAAUAUAUACGGCCAUUAUCGCAAAUUAUGGAAUGUUGAUUGAUGGUCAACAAGUCUAUGCACUUGUGUGUAAUCAAUAUGGAACAGUUUGGUAA